This is a messenger RNA of Caenorhabditis angaria, 348 nucleotides long. Lineage: Eukaryota; Metazoa; Nematoda; Chromadorea; Rhabditida; Rhabditidae. The record is from the annotation of a GenBank genome assembly.
AUGAAAUUACUGUGCCUACUCAUUUUCUCGUUAUUUUUCUUCGAAAUAAUUUGUCCACCGCCUAUACGUUUUAUACAAACUACAACCAAAACACCAGUUACAAAAGAUCGAUCUGAUUACAAAUUGAAAUCUAUUGGUUUUGAAAGACGUGAUUCGAAUAUUGCGAAUGCUUUAUGGUUCGAUUUGCAAGUUUUAUUGGCUACGAUUCCUUUUGAGCAAUUAGAAAAAGAAGUUCAAAGAUUAAGAGAGGUCGGGUUACUGUAUUUUUUUUUUGAAAAUCCUGUAACUUCUUUUUUUCAGAAAAUUCGACAAGUUGCUGUAGAACAAUAUAAAAUGAAACCAGUAUAA